AUGUCUCAAUCUGGCUGCGUCGUCGUGGUCGAUGGUCGUCCAAGAUAUCUUCCGCAGGUCAAAACAGAUAUCCACACGACUAUUUUUGAUAUCACAUCAAGGACACAUUUGACCCAGCAAUUUGUUAAUCCUUCCUCGGAAAUCCCAAUUGACGAGAUCAGUUACGUCUUUCCCCUCUAUGACGGUGUCUCCGUGAUCAGCUUCACUUGCACCGUGGCCGACCGCAUUAUCAAGGGCGUUGUCAAGGAGCGGCAGCAGGCCAGGCGAGACUAUACCCAGGCGAAAGAGGAGGGGAGAGUCGCUGGCCUCGUAGAACAAUCCUUUCAAGCCUCGGAUGUUUUUACCACCACUAUCGGCAAUGUGCCCGCUGGUGGGAAAGUGGUUGUCGAAAUUGUCUAUAUCGGCGAGCUGAAGCAUGAUGCACAGACCGACCAAGUUCGCCUGACUAUCCCGACUCGUGUCGCCCCACGAUAUGGAUCUUCGGGCUUGACGACUAAUGGGAUGCACCCCAGAGAAGAAGGCAUAUCGAUGACAGUCGAUGUCGAAAUGCCCGGAGGGUCCUUCAUCGAGUCGCUCGCGUCACCCUCCCAUCCAGUUGUUGUCACCAUUGGCGCCCUGUCCACGGCCGCAGCUUCGUCGGAGCGCUCACUUAAUAAGGCAUCCGCCGUGCUGCACCAGACAAACUCUACUCUAGACCAUGACUUCGUCAUUGAAGUCUCGGCCAAGGGGCUAAUGGAGCCAACGGCGUUUCUGGAAGUACACCCCACGAUUCCCAAUCAGCGGGCUCUCAUGGCCACUCUGGUGCCAAAGUUCAACAUGCCAGUAUCAGAGCUGCCGGAAAUCGUAUUCUUGUGCGAUCGGAGUGGCAGCAUGGGGAUGAAGAUCAGAAAUCUUGUUGUUGCAUUAACUACUUUCCUCAAAUCCUUACCGGUCGGUGUUAAAUUCAACAUUUACAGUUUUGGUAGUUCGUAUACCUCUCUGUGGCCAAGGUCAAGAAAAUACGACCAAGAAGCGCUUGAAGAAGCUGUUACUCAUAUCAAUACAUUCAGGGCCGAUUAUGGUGGCACUGAAAUUUAUUCGGCGAUGGAUGGUGCCUUCAAGAAUGCCUACAAGGACCUCAAUCUUGAAGUUUUCCUGUUAACAGAUGGCGAAAUAUGGAACCAAGAAGCCCUGUUCAAAUUGAUCAAUGAUCAGGUGGCGUCAACUCGAGGCAGGGUCCGCGUUUUCAGUCUCGGCAUAGGACAUGGUGCCAGCUCAGCACUGGUCGAAGGUGUGGCGAGAGUAGGAAAUGGGUUUGCGCAGAUGGUUUCAGACAACGAAAGAAUUGACGACAAGGUUGUCAGAAUGCUGAGAGGUGCCCUUCUUCCGCAUAUAAAUGAGUAUACCCUCGAGAUCAAGUAUGGGCCAUCUGACGAUUCUCUUGAAGAAGAGGACGACUUCGAAUUCAUUGAACGAGUCGUGGACUCGCUUCAUCUUGAUACAAAUUCUGAAAAAGAGACAGUACCAGGAAAGACCUCUCAGCAACAAAGUAUCUCGCUUUACGACCCAACUGUGGAUAUAGGCAUCACUGAGAGCGGCCGAGACGCAAAAAGGGCCAAGCAUGACGAGUUGUUGACCGUGCAGGCCCCUCGUUACCUUCAGACUCCUACCCAGAUUCCACAACUCUACCCAUUUAUGAGGACUACUGUCUAUGUUCUACUUUCAGAUGCGACACCCGAGAAGACCCCAAAGUCAGUCCUCCUCAAAGGCGCGUUCCAAGACACGAUCCUAGAGCUGGAAAUACCUAUCAAGCAACUUCCCGAAAAGUCAACCACCAUUCACCAGCUGGCAGCUCGGAACCAGACUAAAGACCUUGAGGAGGGUCGCGGAUGGCUCUUUAACGCAGUGGAUAAUGAUGGGAGGUACUUGAGAGAUAAAUUUGAAAGCAGGUUUUCUGACAUGGUUGAGCGUGAAGCAGUCAGGCUCGGAGUACAAUUCCAGGUUGCAGGCAAACACUGCUCAUUUGUCGCUGUCGAGGAGCCCGCCUCCACGACUCCAGGGACCCCCGAUAAUCAACUAGACAGCACUCAAACCAACCUUUCGAGAACGGCAUAUACACGUCAAAACGUUGACCAGGUCCCACGGGCGCACGCUGCCUCACUGCCUGAUUACCAAUCCCAAAUCAUGCUGCUCGAGCAACAAAACAAGAAGAGACUCAUGAUGGCACGGCAAGAGCACGACCAUGACGUUGGCAAUGUGUCUCACCAAAAUGUCAGCUUCUCCGUCCCCUCGUCGAACAAUUUGCCAGGCGCGGUCGUCCCUACUAUGGCCAGCUUCCCCCCUGACUUUGGAACUCCCUUGGGCACGUCCGGAGCCUUGCACUCUGGCGACGUCUUGAACGACUUUGACUUUGAUUCAUUCCUUGAUGACGGAAGUGGCAAUGGCGAAUCUUUUGAUUUUACCGCAGCCUUCACCACCACUGAAGAGAUGGUGCACGAGCCGCCCCAGAGAGUCGCUCCAGCUCCUGCGUUCGUGAGCCCGGCCGCCGUGCAGGCCUCCCCGGGCAUUCACGGUCUUGAUACUAGAGCUCUCGGUCGCCUGCAUAGCCUCAUCUCGCUGCAGACAUUUGCGGGUUCCUGGAUUUUGGACCACAACUUGGAAAGAGUUUUAGGUAUCUCCAGCGCUCAUUUGCUACGCCUGCAUCUACCUGAUUCAGUCGUCAACCACGCGCAAAAGGACGAGAUUAUCGCGACUGUUUGCGUGAUUUCUUUCCUGAGUAGGAAGUUUAACGCUGAGAGGGGGUCGUGGGAGAUGCUGGUUGAGAAGGCUGACCGUUGGCUGCAGGAGCGGGUUAGGAAGGAUGUGGCAAUCCUCAAGGAGGCUCUUGAAUCUUCUCCUGUGGUCAACAUGUUCACUUGA
Clonostachys solani is the source of this 2898-nucleotide messenger RNA. The record is from the annotation of a GenBank genome assembly. Lineage: Eukaryota; Fungi; Ascomycota; Sordariomycetes; Hypocreales; Bionectriaceae.